Haliotis rubra (blacklip abalone) is the source of this 3276-nucleotide messenger RNA. RefSeq lists its product as uncharacterized. The transcript is spliced from 4 exons. The record is from RefSeq and is a predicted model, not a curated record. The coding region runs from base 49 to 798 and encodes 249 amino acids. NCBI's taxonomy places the organism in Eukaryota, Metazoa, Mollusca, Gastropoda, Lepetellida, Haliotidae.
ACCAGUAUCAAAGGUAUACCUUCAGACUACAUCAGGGGUGGAACCAAGAUGAGGCUUACAACGAGAAACCUGGUGAUCGCUGUUUCCUAUGCCUUUCUACAAGGUGUUUCCGUAGGCAAGGCGGAGAACAUUAUGCUGGCAAAGCCCAGUAAACUCAACAGGGUUGUGUGGAAUGCUGAAUUCGCCAAUGAUGGUAACAACAAUCCCGGAUCCCAACCAGCUAGAGCCUGGUAUACUGUGAAUCCCUACUGGCAGGGGGAUCUACAGGGAUACUUCACUGUCCACAACAUCUCAGUUACGAGUGACGUCACCCAUAAUUAUGGAAAAGAACUUGGGAGUGCAUACGUGGAGGUGCACGCCAGUGGCAACAGCAGUUGUCCGGACGGCGACAUCUUCAUCUGUGGCCAGUGUCCAGCAGUAGUUGGUAAAGGAGAAACCUUCACGUUCACUUGUUCCCAUCCACGGCCAGUGAGAUUCGUGAAGGUCUGGCGAAACAUGACUGAUCGAUUAGUCAUUUCAGAGGUUGUGGUGCAUGGGACUCCAGCGACAACAAGUGUGACCAAGUAUAGUAGGGCGAUCGCCACGAAAGUAUCAACACCAAUGACGUCACUCGCAGUUACUUCCGCCGCUGAUUGCAGUUCCCAGUGUUACGCAAACAAGUCUUGUCUGAGUUUCAGUUACCACCCAACAGCUGCCCCCAACUGUCUCCUAACAACAAACCCAGAAGAUGCAGCAGAAGCUAUCGGAUGGUCCACGUUCACCAUCGACGUAUGCUCAAGUUACAACAGCUGUGAAUGACCCAUUGUUACUAGAGCCACUAUUAAUGCAGAAUCACAUUCAAAAGUGAUCAGAAAUAUUUUAUAUUGGCCAUUAUACUUUCUCGGUAAAGUACAGAUACUUUUGGGAUUGAUCACUGACCGUGUUAUCUCAAAUACAACAUGUGUUUCAGAACCAUUAUUGGUUCACUAGACCUUCUAUACUGCAGAGAUUAUUUCUCUAUAUAUGCAAAAUCUUUUCGGAGAACAUGGUGGCGUAACUUUGCAAUAGUAUUGUCUCAUUACUGGAUACACUACGUUAAGGGAUUUUAGUAUAAUUACACUCGCUACUAUAACAAACUUUGGUAGUCUUGCAGUAUGUCCUUACAUUGUUUUAUUCCUCGAGACAAGAGAGAUCCAAAAUUAGAGCAAGAAGGAUAUUUUGUGAUAUGUGUUGUACUACGUUAAGACAGUACUUUUGAAAAUACAACAGUUUAUUAGAGCCUUUCAAGGCUAAUCUAACCCAGAAUAUUUUAAAAAGUUCCAAAACAGUUUCACUAUACAUGAGAGGAUUCACAACCUGGGCCUAUUUGUUUAGCUUAACCACUAUAGCCGCAAGGUGAAACUAAUCAUCCCGCAAUAUUUUGCCAUCGUAUACUACCAUUGAGCCAUUUACUUUUAUAUGGCUGUCAUAGGAAUUCCUUUUUAGUGAUUAUCAUUUUGAAUACAGAUGGUAAUUAUACCACAUUUAUUUGCUGUUUGUUGGUAUCACAUCGGAGUGAUUUCUGAUUAGCAUACUGUUUCAACGUGGGAAACAACACAACAGAAACUAGGGGCGAAGUAUUUACCCAACAGUUUUGGAUUAAAAUCUUAUCAUCUGACGUGAGAAACGACCAACAACCAAGACCUUGUAGUGUAGACAAAAUCUUUCAGCCAACCUUCUACGGAAGAAGUCUCUUUCGUCAAAGCUUCCGAACGGAUUGCAUGAACCAAAUAUUGCAAAACGCUACAUCAGAUCAGAUAUGCUGCAAGAAGCAGUCAGGAAAAUAUUGAUUGCUUUUCUCGUCGAGAAAGAAAUUCUGGACGAUGACUUUUGGGCGCUGAUAAAAAAUAAUACUUAUGUUUUGGAUCUAUAUAACUUGGAACGUGAAAUAGAAAAAAAAAGAUGGAAGCUGAGAAAGAAAUAAAAUCAGAAAGAAUUUCAGAUUAGGCUGAUGGAAAUUGAAGCAAAGAUAAAUAAGGAUAUUAAGCUGAGACAAAUUAACUCACAAAAUGACCCCUCUCAGACGUCCCUCCGACGUUCUGCAGAUGGUAGAUCGACUGCUAUGUCAAGGCAGAUUAAACUGGUUCAGCCCUUCUCAGUGAAGAUCGUGACGUGUGAAGAUCCGGAUUAGAAUUGGUUUUUAGCAAUCCACGCUUGUCUUAGGAAUGCUUCCUUUGGCUGCAAAAUCACUGUGUUUGUUUUCGGCAGUGAGGGUUUUCAGGCAUGAAGUCAUAUGGUUAUAAACCAGAAGGUGUUCAGCCUAUCCCAGUCAUCGUUUAAACAUUUCAAAGAAUGGUUCUGAGUUUGUUGACAAAAUGUCAAGUUCUGCACCAGUUGGUUCUAAAGUUAUUUCAGGAUUUUCGUCAGAUUAGAGCUAACUUGUAAAUGAUGCUGUUCACCUAGCAUUUUAGAGUUUAGAACGCUUGCUGUCAGAAAUAGUCAUUCUUUCCCCAACGCUUUUGUGAAUGUCCUGUCACAACCUUUGAAUCUUUCCACAGAUGAGUUAACUUAUGUAGAAAAGUCAGCAAAUCUUGCUGUUGUGAGAGAUUGAAAUCUCCUUUUGUUAGUAGAGGUUUUGUGUCAGUUAAAUGUAACAGUUCAAUGGUUAAACCCAUUGUCUUUUAAGGGACGACUUGGGUUGGUAUUUUCCGAUGUCCGUGGCGUCAUAAACUCAGAGUUUUGUUUAGAGGCUGAAUUUUGGUUAAGAAUAUAUAUUGAAGUUAAUGUAUAUUAACUGUUUAGUGACUACAUACACUUUUUUUAAACUCAGUUAUGCGGCAAUUACACCUCUGACGUCUGAGAUGCAUUUCAAUGAUCUGGUUUGAUCAACAAAAAUAGUGUACAUAGAGUUCAUAUUCAUAACAGAAAUAUCCAAGAUGCACAAUGUGUUUUAGUAGUUAAUAUUGUUCAGGCCGUAAAUACAAAUGCUGUUUAUGGUUGUCUAUAUAUAAGGAUUUUACAACAACUUCUUUCAAAUAAGACGAGUAUAUGGAUGGCAACUUCAUGUUUAUUGUAUAUCACAGCGUUUCUGGGCUACGUCUUGCCCCUUCUUCCACCUGGAAGAAGGGGCAAGACGUAGCCCAGAAACGUUGUGAUAUACAAUAAACAAAAACUUGCAAUCCAUAUACUCGUCUUAUAUAUUCACCAACUUCUAAAUGCCUCUCAACAAUCUCACAACUUCUUUUCAGACCGUUUGGGUUUGUGCUCAAAAUAGGUGUUAUGCAAUUGAUUUCUUCAUUAAAGAAACUCUCAGUUUCA